AUGGCUAGUACACAAACCUCAGUCGUGGUAGGUACACAGACAUCGGUCGUGGUAGAAGGGACGAAGGGGCGCUUGUCUAUACCAGACAAGCUCUUGGGUGGAUUGGAUCCUGAAUGGGUAGAACUAUGGGAAAAGCACGGCAGCUCCAUGGUGAGAGCCGACGAGCUAUCUCUUGAGGAAUAUCGCAAAAGUCCCGCCACGUAUAGCUUCACCUACCCAACAUGCCCUGGUCCGUCCGUUUUCCGUGUUGAGGACAUAGAGAUCCCAGUCUCUCAACCAGCUGGAAAGAUCAUGAUCAGGGUAUAUACGCCAAAAGGAUCUGGUCCAUUCCCCGUUCAUUUGAACUUCCAUGGAGGGGGAUGGGUCCUUGGCAAUCUCAAGUCUGAAGCUGCUUGGUGCCGGCACAUGUGCAACAAAGCGCAAAUUAAAGUGAUUGAUGUAGACUACCGACUGGCUCCGGAAUUUCCAUAUCCUACCAGCAUCUACGACUCAUGGGAUGCUGUGAAAUGGACAAUAACCAAUGCCUCUAAGCUCAAUGUUGAUCCCUCGAGUGUUUCUAUCGGAGGUCUCUCGGCUGGAGGUCAAAUGACUGCAGUGAUGGCGCAUUUCGCCCGUGACGAGGGCAUUGAGCUAAAACUUCAGUUAAUGAUAGUUCCGGCGACAGAUAUGCGCUACUGUCUAAGAACACGCGAGCUGAAUGAGUCUACUUGUCCCUACAAAAGUGUCUUGCUAUUCCAUGAUUCUCCUUGGGGACCAUUAGGCAGAGAGCAAUGGUUCCUGAAGUAUUGGCUUGGCGACGAUGACGCUACCCAAGAAAAAAUCUUGACAAAAGAGUGGAUAUGCACGCCUGUCCUUGCUCCUUCAUUCAAAGGCCUUGCAAAAGCACACAUCAUCACAGCAGAAUUUGAUCUUGAGCGUGAUGAAGGAGAGUACUAUGGUCAGCUUAUGCAAGAGGCUGGAAAUGAUGUCACAAUGAAGAGAUACCCCGGCGUGCCACAUGCAUUCGGGCACUUCAAUCACCCCGAAAGGGGGCUCUCACAAAGCUUUGUGUAUAUCGAAGACACUAGUCAGAUGCUUCGGCAAGUGCACUACGGCAAGAGUGAAUAG
This is a messenger RNA of Penicillium roqueforti, 1107 nucleotides long. RefSeq names its product alpha/beta hydrolase. Gene Ontology annotation, molecular function: hydrolase activity. Lineage: Eukaryota; Fungi; Ascomycota; Eurotiomycetes; Eurotiales; Aspergillaceae. Bases 1 to 1107 code for a protein of 368 amino acids. The transcript is spliced from 5 exons. The record is from RefSeq and is a predicted model, not a curated record.